This is a messenger RNA of Oncorhynchus tshawytscha (Chinook salmon), 2247 nucleotides long. Its product is annotated as extensin-2-like. The coding region runs from base 1 to 2247 and encodes 748 amino acids. The record is from RefSeq and is a predicted model, not a curated record. NCBI's taxonomy places the organism in Eukaryota, Metazoa, Chordata, Actinopteri, Salmoniformes, Salmonidae. The transcript has 4 exons.
AUGGAGGGAGCAUCUAACUCCCCGGCUGAACCGGGAAAUGUUUGUGACCUCGGACUGUCGGUUGUGCGGGGGCUGGUGUGGGCAUCCGCGGCCAUGGAGGGAGCAUCUAACUCCCCGGCUGAACCGGGAAAUGUUUGUGACCUCGGACUGUCGGUUGUGCGGGGGCUGGUGUGGGCAUCCGCGGCCAUGGAGGGAGCAUCUAACUCCCCGGCUGAACCGGGAAAUGUUUGUGACCUUGGACUCCUGAACCACCACUAUCUGGAUCAGAGCUCAGUCCCUUUGGUUGUUGUGUCCUGCACACAGCCGGCGUCUCAGCAGCCCUCUUCUCAGUCCCCUGUCCCCACCUCCAUCUCAGAGAUUUUCCAGACCCCACCUCCAUCUCAGAGGUUCCAGUCCCAACCUCCACCUCAGAAAGGUUCCAGUCCCCACCUCCAUCUCAGAGCAGUUCCAUUUCCCACCUCCAGCUCAGAAAGGUUCCAUUUCCCACCUCCAUCUCAGAAAGGUUCCAGUCCCCACAUCCAUCUCAGAGAGGUUCCAGUCCCCACCUCCAUCUCAAAGGUUCCAGUCCCAACCUCCACCUCAGAAAGGUUCCAGUCCCCACCUCCAUCUCAGAGCGGUUCCAUUUCCCACCUCCAUCUCAGAGAUGUUCCAGUCCCCACUUCCAUCUCAGAGAUUUUCCAGACCCCACCUCCAUCUCAGAGGUUCCAGUCCCAACCUCCACCUCAGAAAGGUUCCAGUCCCCACCUCCAUCUCAGAGGUUCCAGUCCCCACCUCCAUCUCAGAGGUUCCAGUCCCCACCUCCAUCUCAGAGGUUCCAGUCCCCACCUCCAUCUCAGAGGUUCCAGUCCCCACCUCCAUCUCAGAGCGGUUCCAUUUCCCACCUCCAUCUCAGAAAGGUUCCAGUCCCCACCUCCAUCUCAGAGAGGUUCCAGUCCCCACCUCCAUCUCAGAGAGGUUCCAGUCCCCACCUCCAUCUCAGAGGUUCCAGUCCCCACCUCCAUCUCAGAGGUUCCAGUCCCCACCUCCAUCUCAGAGCGGUUCCAGUCCCCACCUCCAUCUCAGAGGUUCCAGUCCCCACCUCCAUCUCAGAGGUUCCAGUCCCAACAUCCAUCUCAGAGCGGUUCCAGUCCCCACCUCCAUCUCAGAGCGGUUCCAUUUCCCACCUCCAUCUCAGAGGUUCCAGUCCCCACCUCCACCUCAGAAAGGUUCCAUCCCCACCUCCACCUCAGAAAGGUUCCAGUCCCCACCUCCAUCUCAGUGGUUCCAGUCCCCACCUCCAUCUCAGAGAGGUCCCAGACCCCACCUCAAUUUCAGAGAUGUCCCAGUCCCCACCUCCAUCUCAGAGAUUUUCCAGACCCCACCUCCAUCUCAGAGGUUCCAGUCCCCACCUCCAUCUCAGAGGUUCCAGUCCCCACCUCCAUCUCAGAGGUUCCAGUCCCGACCUCCACCUCAGAAAGGUUCCAGUCCUCACCUCCAUCUCAGAGAGGUUCCAGUCCCCACCUCCACCUCAGAGAGGUUCCAGUCCCCACCUUCAUCUCAGAGGUUCCAGUCCCCACCUCCAUCUCAGAGGUUCCAGUCCCCACCUCCACCUCAGAAAGGUUCCAGUCCCCACCUCCAUCUCAGAGGUUCCAGUCCCCACCUCGAUCUCAGAGGUUCCAGUCCCAACCUCCACCUCAGAAAGGUUCCAGUCCCCACCUCCAUCUCAGAGCGGUUCCAUUUCCCACCUCCAUCUCAGAGAAGUUCCAGUCCCCACCUCCAUCUCAGAGGUUCCAGUCCACACCUCCAUCUCAGAGGUUCCAGUCCCCACCUCCAUCUCAGAGGUUCCAGUCCCCACCUCCAUCUCAGAGGUUCCAGUCCCCACCUCCAUCUCAGAGAGGUCCCAGACCCCACCUCAAUUUCAGAGAUGUCCCAGUCCCCACCUCCAUCUCAGAGAUUUUCCAGACCCCACCUCCAUCUCAGAGGUUCCAGUCCCAACCUCCACCUCAGAAAGUUUCCAGUCCCCACCUCCAUCUCAGAGCGGUUCCAUUUCCCACCUCCAUCUCAGAGCGGUUCCAGUCCCCACCUCCAUCUCAGAGAGGUUCCAGUCCCCACCUCCAUCUCAGAGGUUCCAGUCCCCACCUCCAUCUCAGAGAGGUUCCAGUCCCCACCUCCAUCUCAGAAAUGUUCCAGUCCCCACAUUCAUCUCAGAGAGGUCCCUACCCCAAUCCCAGUGUGUUUAAGGUGUUCCAGGUGUUCAAGGUGUUCUAG